GCUCCCGGGCGCUGACUCCCCCGGCUUCUCCGCCCUCCUUACCUCCAGCUGGCGCCGGGCGGCUCGUCCGCGUGGCCCUGGACCCCACCGGGAACCGGUCCUCUCGCCCUGGCCGCCUCGCGGACAAUAAAUUAAUGCCUCGCGCUUGAGGGGAGGGGGCGGCUCGGCGCCUUGGUCGCAGCUUUCUCUCCUGGCUGGAGACGGCCACAGCCGACAUGGGCUGCUUCUGCGCUGUUCCGGAAGAAUUUUACUGCGAAGUUUUGCUUCUGAAUGAAUCCAAGUUAACCCUCACCACCCAGCAGCAGGGCAUCAAGAAGUCAACGAAAGGUUCUGUUGUCCUUGACCACGUAUUCCGUCACAUAAACCUUGUGGAGAUAGAUUAUUUUGGGCUGCGUUACUGUGACAGAAGCCAUCAGACAUAUUGGCUGGAUCCUGCAAAAACCCUUGCCGAACACAAAGAACUGAUCAACACUGGACCUCCAUAUACUUUGUAUUUUGGUAUUAAAUUCUAUGCUGAAGAUCCAUGUAAGCUUAAAGAAGAAAUAACCAGAUACCAGUUUUUCUUGCAGGUGAAGCAAGAUGUCCUUCAGGGCCGGCUGCCUUGCCCUGUCAACAUUGCUGCUCAGCUGGGAGCAUAUGCCAUCCAGUCUGAGCUUGGAGAUUACGACCCAUAUAAGCAUACUGCAGGCUAUGUGUCAGAGUACCGGUUUGUUCCUGAUCAGAAGGAGGAACUCGAGGAAGCCAUAGAAAGGAUUCAUAAAACUUUAAUGGGUCAGGCUCCUUCUGAAGCGGAGCUGAAUUACUUGAGGACUGCCAAAUCCCUGGAGAUGUAUGGCGUUGACCUCCAUCCUGUCUAUGGGGAAAACAAAUCUGAGUAUUUCUUAGGAUUAACUCCAGUUGGUGUUGUUGUCUACAAGAAUAAAAAGCAAGUGGGGAAGUAUUUCUGGCCACGGAUUACAAAGGUUCAUUUCAAGGAGACACAGUUUGAACUCAGAGUGCUGGGAAAAGAUUGCAAUGAAACCUCAUUCUUUUUUGAAGCUCGAAGUAAGACUGCUUGCAAGCAUCUUUGGAAGUGCAGUGUAGAACAUCAUACAUUUUUUAGAAUGCCAGAAAAUGAAUCAAAUUCAUUGUCAAGAAAACUCAGCAAGUUUGGAUCCAUGAGUUCUAAGCACCGGUAUAGUGGCAGGACAGCAUUGCAAAUGAGUCGAGAUCUUUCUAUUCAGCUUCCUCGGCCAGAUCAGAAUGUGGCAAGAAGUCGAAGCAAGACUUACCCAAAGAGAAUAGCACAAACACAGCCAGCUGGAUCAAACAGCAUAAAUCGGGUAACAGCAAACGUGGAAAAUGGAGAAAAUGAAGGAACGACUAAAAUUAUUGCACCUUCACCAAUAAAAAGCUUUAAGAAAGUAAAGAAUGAAAAUAGCCCUGAUACGCAAAGAAGCAAAUCUCACGCACCAUGGGAAGAAAACGGCCCCCAGAGUGGACUCUACAACUCUCCCAAUGACCGCGUGAAAUCCCCGAAGUUCCCUUACACGCGCCACCGAAACCCCUCCUGUGGGAGCGAUGACUCCGUACAGCCAACGAGGAGGAGGAAAGCCCAUAACAGUGGUGAAGACUCAGAUCUAAAGCAAAGGAGGAGGUCACGCUCACGCUGUAACACGAGCAGUGGGAGUGAAUCAGAAAAUUCUAAUAGAGAACACCGGAAAAAGAGAAACAGAAUACGGCAGGAGAAUGAUAUGGUUGAUUCAGCGCCUCAGUGGGAAGCUGUAUUAAGGAGACAAAAGGAAAAAAAUCAGGCAGACCCCAACAACAGACGAUCCAGACAUAGAUCUCGCUCGAGGAGCCCUGAUAUCCAAGCAAAAGAAGAGUUAUGGAAGCAUAUUCAAAAGGAACUUGUGGAUCCUUCUGGAUUGUCUGAAGAACAAUUAAAAGAGAUUCCAUAUACUAAAGUAGAGACUCAAGGUGACCCAGUCCGCAUCAGGCAUUCCCAUUCGCCGCGAAGUUACCGCCAGUAUCGCCGGUCCCAGUGUUCAGAUGGAGAGCGAUCUGUUCUCUCGGAGGUGAAUUCAAAAACGGAUCUUGUACCUCCACUCCCUGUGACCCGUUCUUCAGAUGCUCAGGGUUCUGGUGGCUCCACGGUUCAUCAGAGAAGAAAUGGAUCUAAAGAUAGCCUGAUUGAAGAAAAAUCUCAGACAUCUACAAGCAAUCUAGCUGGAAAACACACGGCAAAAACAGUCAAAACUGUCCAAGCUUCACGCCUCAAGAUAGAGACUUGACGAUGCCCGGGAAGA
This is a messenger RNA of Neomonachus schauinslandi (Hawaiian monk seal), 2288 nucleotides long. RefSeq names its product erythrocyte membrane protein band 4.1 like 4A (gene EPB41L4A). Gene Ontology annotation, cellular component: cytoskeleton. The transcript is spliced from 23 exons. The record is from RefSeq and is a predicted model, not a curated record. Gene Ontology annotation, molecular function: cytoskeletal protein binding. The coding region runs from base 216 to 2273 and encodes 685 amino acids. NCBI's taxonomy places the organism in Eukaryota, Metazoa, Chordata, Mammalia, Carnivora, Phocidae.